AUGGGGUCAGAAGACCCAUUGACCCGUGCUUUCGCUCAUGUCUUGCCAACAAACAAGGCUAAAAGCCCAGUACUCCAGCGCGACUACCAGGUGCUCAUCUGCGACGGCAUCGUUGGCCUCGCCAGCGCCGACGGCGCGCAAAAGCCAGGAGGGCUCGGGAGCUCCUCCCUGGAUGCGAGGCGCACCUUCUGUCACCCAAGUCGGUACUUGACGGGGAAGCCGCUCGAGAAGAAGUCGAUCUCGGGGCGCAACUACUGCGGGGCCGGCCUCCAGGGGGGAGGUUUGAAGCGCAAGCUUCUGCUCCAACCGGAGUUGCGCGAGGCGCUCGCGCGCCUGUCCCAACAUCGGCCCAGGGACGAGAAGCUUGGGAAGAGGCUGUCAAGGGCGGAUUUUGGGGGGCUCCUUGACUGUCUGAGCCAUGAUGACCCAAGGGUCGUCAAGCGCUUUGGGCCCGAGGAAGCCGAGGGGCCGCUCUCCAAAGAUGGCAGGAGGCGCCUCCUUGUAGAGCAGCAAACGAUGGUGCUGGAUUGCAAUCGGGCUGUGUUCGAGUUGCUCACGGGGAUUCAGGCCGACUUCGAGAGGCGAGGGUUGAGCCUAGACCUGUGGGACCACUGGGUUGGCGAGUGGACGGAGCUCCUGUACUCCCUCGGCGCGCACGACAGCGAUGAGGCUCUCAUCGGACCUGGCGCAUUGCACGUGGUCCGGAAGCUGCUGCUGGGAGGCGAAGCAACUCUCGAGGACCGGCGGGACUUGGCAAGAGAGGCGCCCAUCUUGCGGCGUAUCCUGGAUUCGUACGGAGGGCUCACAUUUCCGGCCUUCUUCACGUGCACGCUCUACCACCUCUACCUCAUCGCGCUCCUGGCUCGGGGUCCAACGGGUUUUGAGGCCGGGGGGCGGCGGGGCUGGGUGCACGAGGCGAUCGACCCGUUCGAGCGAGCGGUCGACCUUUUCGCGGAGGCUCGACGGCGUCCCCUGAGCAUCGAGGAGCGGCGGCACUUGGACGAGGCGCGAGGGCUGGCAAACGAGCUGCUCCCAGGGGUCGAAAGGUUGGAGGCAAGCCCCCAACAGUGGGAGAGAAUGAGCGGUCAUGAGCGCUCGCUUCUAAAAGAGAGGCUGGGGCGCGACGAGCAGGGGGACGAGUUGCACCCGUUGCCGGCGGGGCACGCUUUUCGAGCCGAGCAGGACGCCUUGGCGUGCUACCCGUUUCCCGGAUGGGAGCAGAAGCGGGGGUUGCCGUGGUACAUGUGA
This is a messenger RNA of Klebsormidium nitens, 1248 nucleotides long. The record is from the annotation of a GenBank genome assembly. Lineage: Eukaryota; Viridiplantae; Streptophyta; Klebsormidiophyceae; Klebsormidiales; Klebsormidiaceae.